AUGGAUGAGAUGAUGCGUGGACAAAGAGGGUGGAGAGAAUUAGCAGUCUUGGGGGAUAAAAUAGAGAAGUUCUCUGGUAUGCUAGAGGGCUUUAUUUGGUCUCCUAGGAAUAGUGAAGCCAAUGACCGUUUUGAUGAUUGGGCUUUUGAGGAGGUAAUAAUUAGGAAACAUUUUCUUGCACCAUCACUGCUUGCUUCUCUAACUUAUUCCAUUGUUCAAAUGCAUGUUGGAAAGGGGCCCCAUUCUGAUUUUACUGGACCAAACUCUGGAAGCACAGCUUGUGUGGCUGUCAUCCGAGGAAACAAACUUGUUGUUGCUAAUGCUGGAGAUUCUAGAUGUGUCUUAUCAAGGAAAGGCCAGGCACACAAUUUAUCUAAGGAUCACAAGCCUGACCUUGAGGCUGAGAAAGAUAGGAUUCUAAAAGCCGGUGGUUUCAUCCAAGUUGGACGGGUGAAUGGAAGUUUAAAUUUGGCUAGAGCAAUUGGAGAUAUGGAGUUCAAGCAGAAUAAGUAUUUGCCUGCCGAAAAGCAGAUUGUGACUGCUGAUCCUGACGUAACUUCAGUUGAGCUUUGUGAUGAUGAUGAGUUUCUUGUAAUUGCUUGUGACGGAAUAUGGGAUUGUAUGUCUAGCCAACAGCUUGUGGACUUUAUACAUCAACAGUUAAAGACAGAGAAUAAACUUUCUGCGGUUUGUGAGAAAGUAUUUGAUAGGUGCUUGGCACCAACAGCUGGUGGUGAGGGAUGUGAUAACAUGACCAUGAUCUUGAUUCAGUUCAAAACACCUUCAAGCCCAAAUGUUUCUGUCACGAACCAGCCCCAGUCGUCUACUCAACCACCACCUGAAGCCGAUAAAAGUUCAGAGAAUAAAAUAGAACCGAAGUGA
This is a messenger RNA of Sphenostylis stenocarpa, 882 nucleotides long. NCBI's taxonomy places the organism in Eukaryota, Viridiplantae, Streptophyta, Magnoliopsida, Fabales, Fabaceae. The record is from the annotation of a GenBank genome assembly.